Molecule: messenger RNA, 315 nt
Organism: Colletotrichum chrysophilum
Lineage: Eukaryota; Fungi; Ascomycota; Sordariomycetes; Glomerellales; Glomerellaceae
Exons: 2
Coding region: 1-315 (104 amino acids)
Source: RefSeq, a predicted model, not a curated record
AUGAAGUCCGCCGUCAUCUUCUCCGCCGUCGCCCUCUUCGGCGCUGUCUUCGCUGCUCCCCUCGAGUCUUCUAACGAGGCUUCCAACCUCUUCGCUCGCAAGCUCUGCGUCUCUGAGGACGGCAUUGCCUGCUACUACGACAACAACCAGUGCUACUGGCACGACUGCUCUGACUGCAGCUGCGAGGACGUCUACAACGGCGCCAAGCUGAUCCGCCGCGACUGCACCGACGCCAAGGACGCCGCCACCUGCCCCAACGUCCCCGACCCCAAGGCUGCGACUCCCGCUCCCAACCCCAACCCCCCCAAGGCUUAA